Messenger RNA from Oenanthe melanoleuca, 4869 nucleotides. It is a transcript of the gene PLEK, whose product is annotated as pleckstrin. NCBI's taxonomy places the organism in Eukaryota, Metazoa, Chordata, Aves, Passeriformes, Muscicapidae. The record is from RefSeq and is a predicted model, not a curated record. The coding region runs from base 137 to 1141 and encodes 334 amino acids. Gene Ontology annotation, biological process: actin cytoskeleton organization; intracellular signal transduction. The transcript has 9 exons. Gene Ontology annotation, cellular component: plasma membrane.
AUGGGCUUGCGAUUAGCAUUCAGAGGAACUUGUGAAAUGACACAGCUGUACUGUAAAAACACCAUCCCACAGACUUUGCUACCAGAGGAACACAGCAGCCAGCCCUUAUAGACCUGAGAGCAGAAUUGUCCAAGCCAUGGAGCGAGAACCAAUGCGCAUAAGGGAGGGCUACUUGGUUAAGAAGGGCAGCAUGUUUAAAACCUGGAAGCCAAUGUGGGUUGUGCUCUUAGAAGAUGGAGUUGAAUUCUAUAAGCGGAAGGCUGAUAACAGUCCCAAAGGGAUGAUCCCACUAAAAGGAAGCUCUAUUCACAGCCCAUGCCAAGAUUUUGGCAAAAGAAUGUUUGUCUUCAAGCUCACUGUGGCCAAGCAGCAGGACCACUUUUUUCAAGCUGCCUACCUGGAGGAAAGAGAUGCUUGGGUGCGGGAUAUCAAGAAAGCAAUUCAUCGCAUAGAUGGAGGCCAAAGUGCUUUGUACCUCUCAAUGAAAGAUCCUGAAAAGGGAAUAAAGGAGUUGAAGCUGGAAAAAGAUAAGAGAGUGUUCAAUCACUGCUUUACAGGCACCUGUGUGAUUGACUGGCUGGUGUCCAGCAGCUCUGUCCGAAAUCGCAAAGAAGGUCUCCUGCUUGCCUCUUCCCUCUUGAGUGAAGGCUACCUACAGCCUGCUGGGGAUACGUCCAAGGCAGCUGCCGAGGGAUUGUCAGACACCCCAUUCCUAGACCUCAGUGAUGCCUACUAUUACUUUCCAGACAGUGGAUUUUUCUGUGAGGGGUAUUCCAGUGAUGAUGAUGUGGUCCUAAAAGAAGAAUUCAGAGGCACAAUUGUUAAACAAGGAUGUUUGCUGAAACAGGGACAUCGGAGGAAGAACUGGAAAGUGAGAAAGUUCGUUUUAAGAGAUGAUCCUGCAUAUCUUCACUAUUAUGAUCCUGCUGGAGGGGAAGAACCACUGGGAGCAAUUCACUUGAGAGGUUGUGUGGUGACAGCAGUGGAAGAUAUGCCAGACACCAAGAAGUAUGAUGUUGACAACAUCCUCUUUGAAAUCAUCACAGCAAAUGAAAUCCACUAUUACUUGCAAGCAGCCUCAUCCACAGAGCGUACAGAGUGGAUCAAAGCAAUCCAGUCAGUUGCUAGGACUGGUAAAUGAAGAUGCUCUUCCAACAAGAAGACAUACUUAAAUUAAAUUAGUUACUCAAAACAGAAUUUAGCAUUUCACCAAGAGAAAGCAGUAAAAUCCCAAAGGGCUUGCAUGUUGGGGUUGAAGACUGAGUAGAAGUUUCAACUCUAUAGUGAGCACUAACAAACUAACAUUUUUCCACUUGUAUUAUGGUAAUAUUUUACUAUAUUAUAACACAGAACAUGCCAUAUUAGUGUGUUGCUUAGAGUAAUCAGUCGACCUUGAGAAGGUUGUCCCUACUGCCACAGCUGAUAGUGGAAAUCUCACCAUUAACAGGGUACAGAGUCAUGCCACUGACAGAGAGGACCUCAGUUAAUCACCCUCUUCAGCCUGUGAUGUUUCAGGAUUUGCAUGUAUUUCAGUCUUCUCUAGACAAUGUUUAUACCUUCUUCUUUACCUGAUCUUCUUGCUGCUUGUUCACAUAUACAAAUAAUGCCAUAGAUAUAAGGAAAAGAAGUCAACUCAUUUGAAAACCUGAUCCACUCCUUUAUAAUCUGUCAGCAAUAAAGGAGGGAAGAAUGCAGAGAACUAUGGAAACACUAAGUGGAACCAAGUAUAACUCCAUGACAGCAGUAUAAGGAAAAGUCUCUUCCCACAGUAUUUCAAACACAAAGCAAUCUCACUUCAAACUCCAUAUAACUCAAUUUUAAACCUUGCCAAAUUUCUCCACAAGAUUCUGCACUGGGACCAUUGUUUCCCUUUAUUUAGGUCUACAAAGCAGAUGCUGAGUUGUCAGGUACUGUACUCUAUUUGAAUUAAGAAUCUUGCAGGAGAAAGGAAAGGAUGCAUGGGUUGAUUACUUGAACUAUUGAUUGAAGUGGUUUCAAUUUUUUAACUUCCAGCAACAUCCUCAAUCCUAGAUUCUGUGGCUUAAUAAUAUAAGAGAAACCUUGUGCUGGUAACUGAAAUAAAUGUUUUCAUUUGAUAGGGUCAGUUCCCCUGAUUAAUUCUUGUAUUUUUGUCUGACUGUAUAUCAAACAAACUUCUACGUCUUAAACUCUCAGGAGGAGUUGAAAAUCAAGUUAAUGUCAGAUUAUGCAUGUAGGCUUUUCCUGGUACAGACUGAUGUUUUAGUGAACUUUAAAACUCUGUUCAUAGAUCUAAUAAGGUACCUUAUCCUUAAGAAUUCUUAUUGGUAUCUAUUCCAUCUAAAAAUAAAUGCGGAGCUAAAGCUUCUCUUCAGUUGUACUUAAUUAUACUUGCAGCUGAGCUAAUGAGCCUGAACCCCUGUUGCCUUGCAUUACUUAUCCCAAAUAAAACAACCUUGACGGAGCAGCAGGCUGAGACACUGCACCAUCAUGUCCACUUAAGUUGGACAGCAGAAAUCAGCUCCUGGCAGGCAUUUCCUGUCUCUCAUGCAAGCUCAUCGGAUCAUUGAAGUCUGAUGUGUCAUUCUGAGGAAGGAAGACUCACGGUAAAAAGACCCACUGUUUGUUCAGCCUGCUUUCUUGAUAAUUGCUGCUUGUUGCUUCUUAUUUUUGCGUUCAGAACUCACUAACCCAAAAAUACCCAAGGGCACAGGAAAAGAGAAAAAAACUACCCCACACAACCAAACAACAGAAACUUACCAGCUUACCAAAUUUAAUAAAACUAAAAUGUUUUACCAGUCCAUGACCUUAUAAUUUUAGCUUGUGCCCAGCCCAAGGUAUGGCUGGCCACCUAUAAAUGGUGUUUUCUCAGGCAGAGGAUGAGAGUGCAUUUAUGGAAGAGCUCUUUAUGUUUGUGCCAUCCUAUACUGACGGGGUCUGUAAUCUCAGGAAGUGUUUCAGAAGACACAUUUCAAGGGUUUGUAGGUGCCUCUGCUUCUUGGCAGCAGUGAUAAGAUCUUGUCAAAGGGAAUUCAUUAUUAAAAGCAACUACAUGUCUGUCAGAGACGAUGAGGCCAGCCCAGUAACUCAGAAGGCAUGGAAGACGCACAGAUCCUGAAUACUGGCACAAAGAAGAAGUGCAAGGAACUACUAAACAAAAGGGAGAAAACAGAAGACCUACAAGUGCCAUGCUUCCUCUUUCACCCUCUAACUAUUUAAAUCACACUUCUACUACACCCUCAGCAAUUACUACAUUAACAUCAGUUCUUUUUUACUUGUAAAAAGGAAACAAAAUAAACAAACCAUUGUGGAUAAUUUAUGUGGACUGAAUUUAUAAUCAUCAGUUAUUUAAAUACCUGUAUAAUCUCAUUUAAACAUCUUCUUAAGUUCACAUUUGUCUUGCCACAAGUUGCACUGAGCAAUUUUCCUUCCCCUGGAACACUGCCUAUGUACUUACUACAGUCAGAGUCAGAUUUUUGGGAAUGUUGACUAGCCAUGCACCCAUAAAAACACCCACAUAGACACAGCACUCCUACUUCCAUUUUAAAAUGAAGUUUAAAAGAAAAUGCUAUGAAGUAAACCACAAACACAGAUACUGAAAAAAUAGUAACCCCAGCACAACAAGCUUUCAGCUACAGGUGUUAGUACUUCUUAUAAUCCAACAAGUACAUAUGAAGGUAGUUUGGACUUAAAAUGUCUCUAGCAUUUUUUUCAAAGAGCUGUUUACUUUCCCUGCCCCACAACUUUCUUCUGAAGGGUAAGGUGAUAUAACUGUUGCUACAUGUAGUUAUUUUGGUGCUUUUCCUUGCAGUGUGCUGUCUUUGCUUUUUAUUUGAAAGAAUAGUCAACAGAAAGUGUGAAAGGUCUACUGAAAAUGUAUUUUGGUAACAGAACAGUUUACUUAGUAAUAUUUAAUCAAAGUUUGUUCAUAAAGGCAAAAAACUGAUUAAGGCCUCUGAGGUAUUGAAAAUUUACUGUCAAAUCUCUCUUCUAGAAAAUUUUUUAUUUUCAUUUCUUCUCGCAAUAUUACAUAUAAUUCUUCAAUGCAGUAGUACCUCUUCUGUCUUUGCUUAGAGUUCACCUUACUACAAAUAUUAAACACCUAUUUUUACCCCCUAAUUUGUUCUCAAAUAUUUAAGAAGUUAUUUUAAGUUUAGACUAUUUGCUCCACAGGGCUUUUGAUUAGUGCUUUUCACUAUUUGAAGUGUUCCUCCAUUUGUUCUGAGUUCAUGUUUGGGCAGCACUGAAAUCCAGAAAAAAUUUCUUUAAAUAAUCUUUUUGGUAGAGGCCAGAAACAUUUAAGUAGGGUGAGAGUUUUUUGGGGAGGGCAGUUGAGUGGGAAUGAGUUAGGUUUUUUGGCUGUAUUUUUUCAGUUUGUGACUUUUAAAACUGCAGUAGACUAAAGGACGAACUUGAAAAAGCACAAUGAAUAGGUAUGAGUCCUCUGCAGGUUGUUGGUAUUUCUGUGAGUGCCUUCAGUUUGUGUUUUGAAAAGUGCACAUGUUUUUUGUCUGUGAAUUGUGAUCUUCUCAUUGUUGUAUAUUUUCUUAUGCUGAAGGUGAACCCUCACUGAAAACAAAGUUCUUCUUUUGUUGUUACUCAUUAGACUUCUUGAAAUAGAACUGCUUAGUUGGCUUCAAAAUAAGGUUGGGGGGGCGAGGGGGGGGUUGAUUAGAACAUAGCACUUCCUGCUUUGCAUUUAGAACCAAAACUGUGGCUUUCCAUACUUUGCUUCUCGUUCUUGUAGAUGGAUUUUUUUUUUUUUCCUUCCAGUGUGGUAAAAGGGAGAUUAAGACUAUAUGAAAAGUGGGCAAAAUGUUGCUUUUCAUGUUUCUUUUGCCUUUCAUGUUACAUCUAAUGGGCUACAGUAAAACUUUUCACUUUCCUGAA